AUGAAGCUUACCGCCGUCGCCGCCGCCGUCUUUGCCCUUGCCGGCACCGGAUUCGCCGCGCCUGCUGAUGCCGGCAAGUGUGAGGGCAUGACCGAGAACGGACAGUGGCUGGCGUGCCCCAUGUUCUAUAUCCCGCCAGGAUCGCCCUGCACGACGAUUGCCGAGGACAAGAGCAAAGUCUGGCCUGAUUGCUGCCCCCAGCCUUCCUGCCCCAGCGUCGAGUCACUCAAGAAGAGAGCUUAA
Beauveria bassiana ARSEF 2860 is the source of this 243-nucleotide messenger RNA. RefSeq lists its product as uncharacterized. Lineage: Eukaryota; Fungi; Ascomycota; Sordariomycetes; Hypocreales; Cordycipitaceae. The record is from RefSeq and is a predicted model, not a curated record. The coding region runs from base 1 to 243 and encodes 80 amino acids. The transcript has 2 exons.